Messenger RNA from Anas platyrhynchos (mallard), 1656 nucleotides. The record is from RefSeq and is a predicted model, not a curated record. Lineage: Eukaryota; Metazoa; Chordata; Aves; Anseriformes; Anatidae.
AUGCGGGCGCUCAGACGCUUCUUCCUUCUGCCUCUCUUAGCUGCUCUAACUCUUGCUGAAGACAACUCAAUAGAAUUCUUGGGUGCACCUCACUGUGGUGCCUCACUCACCGACCUCAACAAACCUUUAAAGAUCAACCUAAAUUCAAAUGCAAACUGUGUCUGGCAAAUUCAGAGAAACGAAAAUCAAACGAUUAGGCUCAUCUUCUCCUAUUUUAAAUUUUCUCCAUCUUCAAGCUGUGAAACAGAAAGUAUUAAUGUAUACGAUGGUCCUUCCUCUAAUUCACCUCUUCUUGGACAAGUAUGUAACAACACUGAUGCAGUCCCAAUGUUUGAAUCAUCUUCAAACAGUUUAACUUUUCUCAUAAAAACAAACUCUGUGGCUUUCGCACGAAACUUCUUUGUCUUCUAUUACUUCUUUUCACCGGAAACAACACAUUGUGGGGGAAGCCUAACAGGUCCCAACGGGACAUUUAUCAGUCCCAACUACCCAUCGUCUUACCCUCCAUUUACGUACUGCGUCUGGAACAUACAAACUGCAAAAAAAUCGAAGAUAAACUUAGAGUUUAAGGAUUUGUUCCUGGAGCUGGAUCAAAACUGCCAAUUUGACUUUCUGGCAGUCUAUGAUGGCCUCACCACGAACACUGGCUUAAUUGGAAAAGUAUGUGGUGUUUCUCGGCCCACCUUUCAAUCUUCUUCAAACGGCAUGACGGUUGUGUUGUCUACAGACUACGCCAACUCCUACAGAGGAUUUUCUGCUCGGUAUACCAGCAUUCUGCCGGAUCCCCCAGAGCCUGACACAUCGCUUACAUGCUCUUCAGACAGACUGGAAAUUGUGCUGAGCAAGGAUUACCUGGACUCCCUUGGCUACAACGAAACUCACUUGUACCUGAACGACCCAACCUGCAGGCCAGUGUCCACAGAUCCCGUGAUCUUUUCCUUCCCAUUAAGCAGCUGUGGAACAAUUAAAAAGGAUGAAGGUCACCGCAUCACUUACACCAACAUCGUAACUCUCUCUGAAACCGACACAAUUAUCACACGCAAGAAGAUGGUACAGAUUGUUGCAAAGUGCAUAAUGGAAAACAACUCAACUGUAGAAGUCAUUUACGUAACAGAAAAUAAUCUAAUCAAGAACACGACCUCUGUGGGAAGAUACAACGUUAGCAUGUCUUUCUACGACUCAGAUUCAUUCUCCAACCCCGUGCUUCAGUCCCCCUAUUACGUAGAGCUGAACCAAACUCUUUUUGCUCAAGUCAGUCUUCAUUCCACCGACCCAGAUCUUCUGGUGUUUGUCGAUACCUGCGUAGCAUCUCCACAACCUGAUUUUGGAUCAGUAACAUAUGACUUAAUCAGAAGCGGUUGUAAUAAAGAUGACACUGUGGUAACCUACCCACCCAUUGAGCACUACGGAAGGUUCAAAUUUAACGCCUUCAGGUUCCUGCGGAGCUUUUCAUCAGUUUAUCUCCAGUGUGACAUUUUGAUUUGUGACAGUACCAUAAACUCUCGCUGUACUGAAGGCUGUAUCUCCAGGCGGAAAAGAGAUGCUUCUUCAUACACUUGGAAAGCCAAGACUGUAGUGGGUCCUAUCCGCCUGAAGAGAGGUCUCAGGGCUGCCGAUCACUCAGGUAAGAGGGGUACAUAAACUGAGAAUCUGAUU